GCGACCGCGUUCUCGGCUGUUCGUGAACAGCGGAGUUUUGUUCCCGGACUACCCGCCCGAACGACCCGAACAAUGAAGAGCGCCAUCAUGGCAACAACAAAUCUCUCAUGAUGGUAUUUAAAGAUGGCUGCCGUUUGUUUAUAAACAUGUUCCGCGAGGUGUGUUUGAGUUUGAGGCGGUGUCAGUCACUGUCAGAAUGGCAGAAUUAGCUAUCGUUCUACAUGAUUUAAUGUUUGAAUUUGAUGAUGACGAAGCACUUGAUGGAGAUAACGAUUUUCCUUCAUAUAUCCUGGCAUUCGUAAACCAGAAGAGAGAGAAAGUACCAAGAAUUGAGGGAUUCGUUGAAACAGUCGUGCCACAGUACACCUCCUGGGACUUUAAAUAUCAUUUUAGAAUAAGUCGUGUCACAUUUGAAAGAUUGCUUGGUGAAGUGGGACCUGAACUUUACCGUGAUUAUUGCGGAGGAAAUACUCCACUUCUGCCUGACAAGCAAUGUCUGACCUUCCUGUGGUAUGCCUGUAACCAAAGUAGCAUGAGAGGUGUAAGCCAUAUGUUUGGGUUGUCCAAGUCAACCGUUCACUCAUGCAUUCACAAAGUUGCAGCAACUAUAUCCACUAGACGGCAUAGUGUGAUAAGAUGGCCUGACCAAACAAGACAAGCUCAUAUUGCUGAAGGGUUUGCUGGGGAAAGCUGCCUUCGUGGCAUCGUUGGUGUGAUCGAUGGGACCCACAUCAGAAUUAUCAACAUUCUGAAUGGUCAACCUGAUUAUAUAAAUCGAAAAUCCUAUCCAUCCGUCCAGCUUCAGCUUGUAGUUGAUGACAUGAUGCUAAUAACGGAUGCAUAUGUAGGAUGGCCGGGAUCAGUGCACGAUGCACGGGUUUUCCGCAACUCUCCACUGUACCAUGACGUUGAAGAUGGACAUAAAUUGGCAGAGCAUCAGUAUCUCAUAGGUGAUACUGCCUACCCGCUCAGAAGCUGGCUGGUAACUCCCUUCAAAGACAACGGACACCUGUCGCAGCAGCAACGCAGAUUUAACAGGAUGUUGUCUGGCAAACGCCAAGUUGUGGAAAGAGCCAUAGGCCACCUAAAAGGCAGGUUCCGAAGAUUGCGAGAGCUCAUGUUCCAUGACAUAAGUCAGAUAUGCCAAUUUAUAAUGGCUACAUGUGUAAUGCACAACUUGUGCGUGCUGUCUGAUGACGAUGUGAGCAGUUUCAUCAACUUCGACGACCAAGAUGACAUGGAACUUGAGAAUAUCUUUGCAGAUGCAACAGGUGGACAUGUCAGGAGGAAUGCUUUGGUUGCCCAGUGUUAGUGAGUUUGGAGUUUUCUCCUUAGAUGGGUCUGUCCCGUAGAGCUAUAUUAGAUUACUAGAGCGCUAACUCGACGUACAAAGUGAUGCCUGCUGAGCGCAUCCAUGUUUGUACACAAACCUAUGGGAAAACUCGAAAUUUUGUACAGCUUUUGUAUGGCUAUGUGCAUAAGAAUGAGGAGUUCGCGCUCUAGUAAUUUAAUAAAGCUCUAUGAUCUGUCUUUGUCCACACUAAAUGAUACAUUUUUGUGACACCGAGUUUGAAUUUCCAACUGCAAUAUUUUGCCCUUCUUAUUUUUAUGCUUCUUACACCAGAAAGGUUAAGAAAAUUUAAGCAAUAUUUAAGGAGCUAUGGAAGGUUAAUUGUGAAGGCAUAAUGUUUGUCACAUGGACAAACACUUUUUUUCGACUCACCAUUAUUCAAAGCAGUAUGAACCAAGUCCGAUAAUAUUUGUUCCAGUAUAAUUAAGUGCCCACACUGUUAGUACAUGUAGUUGGGCAAUUCCGUAUGAGAAACGACAUUUUUCGGAAAAUUUGUGAAGUACGAAUUAUGUAAGAAGUACAGUCUGAAUCAAUUAUCUCAAAGCAUAGGGCCUAGUUGACACUAUAGAUAACAAAAUCCAUUAAAUUAGAGCCAAAAUUUCUCUGAAUUGUAAUUCCGUUACCGUGGAAUUGCCCAUUUAGAGAACUUUCAAAGAAACAAUCCUCUUUCUUAAGGAAGUAUUUGGAAAACGGAUGCCUUGAAAAUAACGUUUGUUACCAGGACAGACAAGAAAAUUUCAAAUUAAUUGUUUUGCUAAUUGAUGGAGACAUUUUUAACAAAGAGAAUAGUUAGGACACUGUACAUGUACACCCACAUUCAUUUUUUCCAGACUAAAAUGAGGAGCUUUAUAUUUCAACUUAUUUCUCAUCUGUAACAUUUUCAGUACCCAUGAAUUGUUUUUUUUCCGCAUGAUAAUGCCUAUUUUACAUAACUUGAAAAAGGACCCCCGAAAAAUAAACUGGACAUUUGUAUCAAAUUUCUCAUUAUUUCAACAACUAACAACCAAAUCCUUUAUUAUGUACACUAUAUUUCUACUAUUGUACGACUACUACUAGAAUCAUUGAAGCUUAUUUCUUGACUGUUAACAAAGUUUAAAUGAGAGCUAUUUUUUAUGUUGUGCAGUUGUAUCAUUUAGUGUGGACAGACCAUAGAGCUAUAUUAAAUUACUAGAGCGCGACCUCCUCAUUCUUACGCGCGGAGAUAUUUUGAAGUUGUCUGGGCACAGACAUUUUGAAUUAAUGUGCGUGUUUGUAGAACAAUGAAAUUAAAUGGAGUGAAUUUUGGAAGUGUACUCUAAAUGCAACGCGCAAGUACAACAUACGCGCGGCGCGUCAUGAUAGUUAAAAAGCGUCACAGCAUAAUUAUCUGGAGCUGAUCCGUGCAUGUGUUUGCGUUGUUUGCGCAGAACAAAAUGAAACGCUCACUUAGUGAUUUUGUGUUUCUGUUUUGGGCUUUGAUAACGCACCAGUAUAGAAUAAAAACGCAGAUAUGCACAUAGCCAUACAAAAGCUGUACAAAAUUUCGAGUUUUCCCAUAGGUUUGUGCACAAACAUGGAUGCGAUCAGCAGGCAUCACUUUGUACAUCGAGUUAGCGCUCUAGUAAUCUAAUAUAGCUCUACGGGACAGACUCAGAUUCAUCAGCAGUGUAAAGUUUGGAAAUGGAUAAUAAAACUCCCCAAAUUUUCCAAUAUACAGUGAAACACUGAUAUAACAGGGUCCUUCAGACUUUACAAAAUUCCUUGUUAUAACAGAUAUCUUGUAUUAACAGUAUUGAAAACAAAGAAAAACCACAGACUUGGGACCUAAAAUUUUCCUUGUUAUAAGCAUGACGUUGUAUUAACAGUGCUCUUCUUAUCAGUCUUCAACUGUAUUGGUUUCUUCUUUUUAGUGUUUUUUUCCACACACAAAUCUGUAAGUCUUUUCAAGAGGGUAAAAUAUAUCAACUUGAAAACUGGCAUUAUCAUCAACCUUUAUACCCAGUAACUUGUGCAUGCAAGUGUGAUGUCAUGAUGACACCAUCAGUCAUCAAGUUACAAAAAAGUUUAACUCAAACAAUGACCGAUUUCUUAUAACUGUAUUUGAGGGAACAUGGUAUGAUACUCCUUAUAUCGGAUCUGACAGAUCUUGAGUGGGGGCUAAAUAUUGUUGUCUGACCCUUACAUAUACUUCCAUGGUUAAACUCAAAGUUAAAUGAAUUUAAACUACUGAAAAGUUUGUAUUCAAAUAAGCAAAUGUCUUUAAACCGGUCAUGGUGUAAACUUUAAAUCUGGUAGAAACCCAAAGUUUGGUGUGCAUAUUUUUGUGACAUCACUGUGACAUUAUCAAAUGUCAAAUUACAUUGUCAAAAUUAAAAGAAACAAUUUUAGCUAUAACUAUCAAACUGAAUGAGACAUCACUUCAUAUUUUCCGAUCUGUUAAGCCUAAUUUUAGGCAACAUAGUUGAUUCACAGACACAUCAGAUAACCUUUAUGUCCAUGAUUACUGAAGUGCAACGAUAUAUGAAAAAACAUUUAAAAUGGAGGUGAAUUUCCCACACAUUUACCAAAGUGGAGCUUGAACGCUUGAGAAAAAGUGUAAAUUUGGAAAAUGAUGCGUUUCCCUUGUUUUUACGCCGUCAUUCAGUAAACAUGCAGAAGUAUUAUUUUACACAAAUAAUUGCACUACACUAGACUUUCCAGUCAUUGGUGUGCAAAUGCUAGAACGUCAUCAAAUCAGAAGUUACGUGCAAACUCAUAUGUAACAUGUACGUUUUCAUUGUUCUGAUUUUCAGGAAGUUGCCGUUUGUCAUAUUUUAUAUCCAAAAUAGUGACCUUAAAAAUGUCAAUUGUAUCUGGAUAUUAUACUCGUGUUGACUAACUUAAAAUAACAGAGACCUGGUAUGUGAGAAAAUUUUGCAAAUUUCUUACCAAAUUCUUGUUUUAUUUUGAAGGUUAAUACCAACUCUAACAAGGCCAAAAACAGUUAAUACAACUUCAGUUUGUAAUAAACGUACAUUAAUUUUUUUUUUGAAAAUUAAUACCAACUCCAACAAGGCCAAAAACGGUUAGUACAACUUCAGUUUGUAAUAAACAAUUUUUUUCAACAGCAUAAAAAUUAGUGGGCAUUUUUUUCACUAUUACUGUAGGAAAUCAAUGUAUGGAAACUUUUGGCUGAUACAAUUAAUACAAAUUAAUUUAUUAUGUGAUCUUGGUAGGGCAGCUAAAAGUAUUUGUUAUUUUUUAUUGAUUGUUUAAUUACUUGUCUUUUGUUUUGACUGCUUUUAUCUGUAUUUCUUAAUAACUUAUGGAAUUUUAAUUGUACAGCGCUUUGUGAUGUCUGUGUGACAUGGAAUGCAUUUUUUUAAAUAAUAUAUUUUAUUAUUAGGCCUGUUUAUUGUUAUUUAUUGUUACCCAAAUUUUAUGAACUUGUUUAAGGCUCAAAGCCAAAUGACCUAUUUGUAAGUAUACAAGCAUAUUAAAGAACCAGAACAAAAAAAAUGAACAGAUAA
Molecule: messenger RNA, 4839 nt
Organism: Patiria miniata (bat star)
Lineage: Eukaryota; Metazoa; Echinodermata; Asteroidea; Valvatida; Asterinidae
Product: putative nuclease HARBI1
Exons: 2
Coding region: 197-1312 (371 amino acids)
Source: RefSeq, a predicted model, not a curated record